Columba livia (rock pigeon) is the source of this 3445-nucleotide messenger RNA. RefSeq lists its product as uncharacterized. The record is from RefSeq and is a predicted model, not a curated record. NCBI's taxonomy places the organism in Eukaryota, Metazoa, Chordata, Aves, Columbiformes, Columbidae. Bases 287 to 3031 code for a protein of 914 amino acids. The transcript has 24 exons.
UGAUGGAAAGCACCAAGCACCCUCUGCUACACUCAUUAAAAUUAGGCUCGGCAGCAGCAUCUGACCUUGCAAACCCCUGGCAGAAGGGUGAUCUGCCCUCCCAGCGAGAGGGAACCUGCGUCCACUGCCAGGAGCUCAGAUAACGUUGGAGGACACUGCAGGAUUCAGCCCAGGCAUUUCUCCACUGCAGAAGCCACCAGCCUCUCCUGAUUCACACACAAGCAGGGUCAGCUUUGCUUCAAAGGGAGAAGGAUUUUGCAGCCCAUGCACAGGUUUCUGGGAACAGAUGGAGUCUGUGGGUUACUCGCUAUGCAGGAUCUGGCUGUUUUUCUUGCUGUUCUGGCUGGUACAAGGGAGGCAGAUGGCUCCUCCAGGUUUUGUAGAGAGCACUUGCCGCUCCAGGAUUUUUUGGAUGAAACUGAAUAAACACUUGCUCCAGGGAAAGUUCUUCCAGCUGGAAAUCAACGAUCCUUAUGCUGGCCCCAUUCUGCUGGAUGAGAAACUAGCAUCUCGCUGUGGCUAUGUUCUGUCAGAAGAUGUGUGGGGCAACCCCGUGUUUCGUGCAUCGGUGCUUGGCUGUCACGUCACCAACGAGGCAGACGAGCUGUUUUCACUAACUGUGAAUAUCAAGGUCUCCUCAUUUUCAAGCAUGAGGGCAGCUGUGACCUACACAUACCCUAUGUACUGCUCCUACUCUUCCUGGGCUUCAAGAGAAAUUGUGUGUGAAGAAAACUACAUGGAGGUGUCAGUGAAGACUGAUGUCCCUGCAGUUUCAAAUGACUACACGGUAGCGUGGAUGUCAGCGCUGCCAGAGACGCAAAAUGUUGCAUACCAGCUAUGGCAACUGAUGUUUGUUUCUCCAUCAGGGAGAAAGAGAAUAACAGUAAGCGAUGCAGGAAAACUGGGCUACAGCUUCAAUAACACGCUGUCCCGAGUGUACCUCCGUGCACCCUACCACAGCAAUGAGUCGGAUGUCAGCCUGGUCAGUGGUGUAAAUAUGAACAUGGUGACUUCCACUUCCAUGUACAGGCAGCGGUGGCUGCUUUUGCUGAUUGACACGACUGUCUCCUGUCCUGUUGAUGGCACCAGUUUCACUGAUACUGCACUAACAUGGACUGUGCCAAGUGUUAUCCCCACAUUAGUGGUCCAAGAAUCCACCUUUAUGUCUAAAAACAUUCUAAUGGGAGUCGAUGGUCAAGUCAUAGUAAACCCAGAGGAGAAAAACUACUUACUGGAGCACAACGAGACACACAUCGGAAUAACUAUCCCUAUCGGAGCAGAAGGAGGGCAGCUAAAGAGCUCCAUAUCUGAUGGUGUAUAUGGAGUAACUUACAGUAUUGACUUGUUCUUGGAGCACACAUGGACAGUUGCAGACUGGCAAACCACAAAGUAUACUGUCAUCAGAUCCAUCACCACACCUUUCAUGCCACAAAUUCCAACAGUUACCAACAAUACUCUGCCAGAGGAAAGGCUAUUUAACAUUGCAUUUGGACACUUUCUUCCCGAUGUCUCUCUGGUGGCAAUUGCAAUAGGAAAUGUGCCAUUUACCCUGAGAGAAGCACAGCACCAUGGGUUUAGGAUUUAUGAAACUCCCAUUUCUAAUAGAAUGAAAGAGUUUAUCCUGGAAGUCUCUUUUGAUGAUCCAUAUGUCCUAAAGGAGUAUGUGAAUAGAAAUGAAACAAAAUACACCCUCCUUGUCAACUACACUCUAAGUGUGGGUCCGGAGAUGACACUCUGGUAUCAUUCUGCAGAGGUGGAGUGUGUGAUUGCUGAUAUCGAACUACCAGAAGCAGUUGGUUACUGUGAUGAAGAAAACCUGUAUCUGGCCAUCCCUACUUUUGGCUUGCACCAGUAUUGGAACCUGUAUCUUGGUAACAAGCUCCUGAACCGACUCAUUGUGCUUACCAAUGGGUAUCUUGCAGCUACCAAUUCUACACACCUCAUCUUGCAAAUACCACUGUUUGCCACGGGAGUUAUCUAUGAGGACGUGUCCUUUCAGAAAAUUAAAGCAAGGUUUGAUGUUGCCCUAAGGAAAGUGAGAACAAUGGAGACCUUACAGAUGUUCUCUGUUAGCUGCAAUUUUAAUUCUUCAGCAUUUAUAAUAUGCCACCCAGAUGGUACUAUAUCGGUAUCUGCCCAAAUGAAGACAGUUCCUGCCAUUGAUAUGAGUAAAACCAAACUGAGGGAUAGCUCUUGCAAGCCUAGAGAGUAUAAUGAAGGACAUGCCUUCUUCAAGUUCCAUAUCACUACCUGUGGCACUUCAGCAAGGUUUGAAGGCGAUUACAUUGUUUAUGAAAAUGAAAUCUCGUAUGAAAAAGAGACUCUUCCAGGGCAGAGUGUACCUACAAUCACAAGAGAUCCAGACUACAGAUUAACAGUCUUGUGCUACUAUCGAGCAAAAGAGACGCUAGUGCUGGGUGCUUUCACUAGUGAUCCAUCCACAUCACCCCACUUUGGCUCGGGUACGAUGGUAGCAAGAUCAAACACCGCGGCAUACAGAAGGACGAGACAAGCCCUGAAUGUCAUUUCCAGAGUGUCCAAAGAUGACUCUUUUGUGGAGUUCUACGAGCCAAAUGUGGCAAUACUCAAGCGACCUGUGGAGCCUGUGUUUCUCGAGGUGGAACUGAAGGACGAGAGCCCUGAUGCAGAGUUAUACCUGGAAAACUGCUGGGUAACCGGCUCUCUGGACUUCAACAGCAGCCCAAGAUGGAACAUCACUGUGGAUGGGUGUGAGAUAAAAGGCAGUGUGUACGUUGCAGAGGUCUGCCCGGUAGCUGUUGGACCUAGGGUGAGACAUCCUUCUCAUUUUAAAAGGCUAGCAGUAAGGACCCUGGCACAUCAACUGGAACAGAUGUACGUGCACUGCUUGGUGACUGUUUGCUCUCCUACCAGCAUACUACCUGCCGGCCCCUGCAGAGGACAGUGCAGCUCAAGCAAGGAGAGGAAGGCCUUUCCAGGUCACCGUGCAGCCAACCUCCAGGGCUAUGUACUUGCUGGACCAGUCUGGAUUGUUGAUCCAGAACUAAGAUGAUGCAGCACCUGAAGGUUCUGCUGUACUGGACGAUUCCUAAAUGGUGCAACUGGACACAGGAGCUACCUCUUCCAGUGACCACCAGAACAAUCUUGCUUGAAACGAAAACACCAGACUGUGAGACUCGGGACAGCGCUACGGCACUGGAAAGUGCCAGGGUCUGCUAACAGGAUCAGUAAAUGUUGUAACCUGUUGCCUCUCUGAAGCAGCUACAAAACAAAACUUACCAGAAAACAACCCAAUGCUGCAAAAUAACAUUUCUUGUUUCUUCCAGCUGUUGAAAUAUGGACUUGCAGAUGACUAAAAUUAUUCCAACCCUGAUCACGGCUGCUUGUUAUAAUAUUUCAUAAAGUGACUGCCAAUCCUCCCAUGUGAAAGUGCAAAUAUGAAAAGUCAAAUAAAAAUACAUAAAAA